GACGCGCGGGUCCUAUUUGUCCAUAUCACAUCCACAUUUUCUUUCUGUUGAUAGUUCUGGUUUCAUCUUCUCUUCAAUGUCCAACCUCACAAUCCCAAUUGUAACACCAAACAACAAGAAAGAAGAUACUCUCUGCUACAAAUUGGAUUAAACCCAUGGAAACAUUUACAUUACCGUAUCCCUAUAAUGGUUAUGGUGGUGGGUAUUGCUCAUCUUCUUCACCCUCUUCUUCUUCUUCAUCAUCUUCUUCUUCUUACUACAACAAGAUUGUUAUUGUAAUGGGGAAGAGCAAGAAGCCUCGCCCUCCUCCUCCAAAGGGUUCUGAGCCAGCUCCUCCAAGAAUUACAUCAAAUCUCAAGCAGAAUUUGCAGUUUUUGAAGUUAUGGAAGGAAUUUCAAAAGAGGAAGUCUAGCACACCCAAGCCUGCUACCAGUUACCGCAAAAAGAAAGUGGACAACGAAGACCUUCCAGAAGAUACAGAACUCUAUCGUGAUCCUACCUUGUCCCUCUACUAUACAAACCAGGUUAUAGACAACACAGUCCCCGUCUUGCUUGUCGAUGGCUAUAAUGUAUGUGGCUAUUGGGCGAAGCUGAAGAAGCAUUUUAUAAAUGGACGACUUGAUAUUGCCCGACAAAAAUUAAUUGAUGAACUUGUAACAUUCAGUAUGCUUAGAGAGGUGAAAGCGGUAGUUGUCUUUGAUGCCAUGAUGUCAGGGCUUCCUACGCACAAGGAAAAUUUCGCUGGUGUUGAUGUGGUUUACUCGGGUGAAUCAUGUGCUGAUGCAUGGAUCGAAAGAGAGGUUACUGCCUUGAAGGAGGAUGGAUGUCCAAAGGUUUGGGUUGUGACUUCUGAUCAUAUGCAACAACAUGCGGCGCACGGAGCAGGAGCCUUUGUUUGGAGUUGCAAGGCUUUGGUUUCUGAAAUUAAGGCAUCACACAAGGAAAUAGAGAAGAUGCUUCAAGAACAAAGGCCCUCUUCUUUUCAAGGUAGAUUGUUAAAGCACAAUCUUGAUUCUGAAGUUGUAGAUGCUCUCAAGGAUCUAAGGAAUAAGCUAGCUGAGAAUGAGUCAAAAAAUAGGUGAUCUAAUUUAGUUCUAGAAUUUAGAACUUAGAACUCUGAAUAUACCCUUUACCUUGGACAAUGGUCCUUGUUCAACUUUGGUCUAAAUUUUUGUUAAUAAUUGUAUAGGAGGGAUUCAGUGUUACUGUCCAUUUAUUUCAAAGUACCCUAGAGGAAGUGUUAGAUGCUGCACUCCAUUAUUAUUUCCAUCUUUCUUCAUUA
Messenger RNA from Hevea brasiliensis (rubber tree), 1282 nucleotides. RefSeq lists its product as uncharacterized. Bases 156 to 1082 code for a protein of 308 amino acids. The record is from RefSeq and is a predicted model, not a curated record. NCBI's taxonomy places the organism in Eukaryota, Viridiplantae, Streptophyta, Magnoliopsida, Malpighiales, Euphorbiaceae. The transcript has 10 exons.